Messenger RNA from Panicum virgatum (switchgrass), 1671 nucleotides. RefSeq names its product F-box protein FBW2-like. The coding region runs from base 87 to 1337 and encodes 416 amino acids. Gene Ontology annotation, molecular function: protein binding. The record is from RefSeq and is a predicted model, not a curated record. Lineage: Eukaryota; Viridiplantae; Streptophyta; Magnoliopsida; Poales; Poaceae. The transcript is spliced from 2 exons.
CUCCCCUCCCCUCCCCUCCCCUCCCCUCAAAUUCACAAGAAAACCCCACAGCCAUACGGGUUCCCCGCGGGCGGCGAUCGCCGGAGAUGAAGCGUAGAGACCCUAAAUUGUGGGGUCGCUUCGGUGGAGGAGGAGGCCAGGGGUGGAAGGCGAAGAGGGGGAGGCCUGACGGCGACCGGCGCGGCGGGGGAGGGCCUGUGGUGAGGUGGUCGCACGCGGAGGCCAUGAAGAAGAGUCCCGCUCGUGGAGUCGGUGCGGCCGUCGCUGGAGGUGGAGGAUGGAAGAGGGGUGUUCUUGGUCCGGGAAAGGCAGAGCUUGGUGGGCCGAGCUGCGGGAGUGGAGGGUCUUGGACGAGCUGGUCGGAGGCGGCGGCGCCGGCGAAGGAGACCGGUACGGCCACCUGCAGGGGUAAGGGGGUGCAGAUGUGGGAGUGGGACUGGACGGAGCAGGACGCGAAGAAGGCGAGGCCGUGCGACGCCGGGCGAGGAGAGGCGGGACGCGAUGAGGAGGAGGAGCUGGUCUACGAGUGGAGGUGGACGGAGGCGGUGAGCCCGGAGAUCCUGGCGCUGGUGCUCCGCGGGAGGCUCAAGGCGGACGAGGUGGCGCGGGGCGCGGCGCUGGUGUGUAGGGCGUGGAGGCAGGCCGUGGCGUCGCCGGACAUGUGGGGCGACGUGGACAUCGAGGCGUGGUGCCGCCGCGUCAACUGCCGCGCCAAGGCCGACGCCGCCGUGCGCCGGCUCGUCGCCCGCGCGCAGGGCACGCUCCGGAGGCUCUCCGCCUACCACGUCGGCGACGCCUCGCUCACCUACGUCGCAGCCUCUGGGAAGCUGCUCAAUGUUCUCCAGAUCCCAAUGAGUGAGAUCACUGAUCAAACCGUGGAGAAGCAUGCAGAAUUCCUUCCUGCACUGAAAGUGCUGGACAUCAGUAACUGCCUAAAUAUCACGUCCAGAGGAAUUGAGGCACUCGGCCGGCACUGCAGGUUGCUCGUUCAUCUGAAGAGAAACAUGCCCCCUCCAGAUCCUCCUCAGGGUAACAACACAGCUGCUAGGGCGGUUGAAGAAGAGGCAUUGGCAGUCGCAAACACCAUGCCGACGCUGGAACAGCUUGAGCUUGCGUAUGGCCUGCUCAGUGACCAUGCGCUAAAUACAAUUCUUAACAAGUGUCCGCUGCUGCGCGCCCUGGACAUACAUGGCUGCUGGAAUGUCAGGCUUGGAGGUGACUUAGAGGAGAGGUGUUGCGCGCUCCAGUCAUUCAGGGAGCAAUGGGAGCCUGUGUACUGCACUGACACAAGCAGUGGAGGUGACUAUGAUGAUGACAAUACUGACAGUGAUGAUUGAUGGGGUUCUGUUUAGAGGUUCAAGUGGUUGCAGCUGUGAUUAUUUGAGGUCUCAGAUGAUGAUUAUGAGGUAGUUUGGGUAUAUAUUGCAGUCCGAUCCCAGCCGGCGCAUCUACCCUUGGUGACAAUUAUUCGAUACUCUACAAGGUUUGCAUUGGAGUGCUGCUGCUUAUGCAGAGAAGCAAAAGUAAAGCAUUAUAGUAUUGGAGAUUAAUUAAUAAUGAUGAUUGUUGACAUGAGACGAUUUCUGAAUGUGCUCGUAUGGCUUUUGUCAUAGGAAACACCUAUUCAAAUGCUUAUAUUUCACCUGAUUGAAAUGAGGGAAUUUUUUGUGA